AAUCCACCUCCAUCACCAGUUUCUCCACCACCACAAGGUUCACCUCCUGCCCCAGCCUCCGACCCUCCUAAAAAUUCACCCCCUUCACCACCUCCACCUGCGAAUUCACCUCCAUCGCCAGCAUUUACGCCACCACGAAGUUCACCUCCUACACCGUCCUUGGAACCUCCUAAAAAUCCACCUCCUUCACCACCAGUUCCUUCAGAUGGCUCCACUACCAAUAGGUCAAGUAAUAAUGCAGCGGAUAGCUCAAACAGUCCGAGUAGUAGCGGCCUAGGGACUGGAGGUACAGUUGCCAUUGGCAUCGUUCUUGCUGUUUUAUUGCUUAGUAUUAUUGGAGCAGUGGGUUGGUGCAUGUGGAAGCGAAAGAAAAAGGCUUUUCGCCUCAAUGGCGGGAAUGUCAUGCCAACCUCUGUGGGUUUCACCCCACAAUCUGAGUCUGUCUUAUUGAAGAUACAAGAAUCAACACCUGGGACUGGAAACGGAACUGGCUCCAAUUUCCUAAUUUCUCCUGCAGGAUCUGGUGGAUUGGGAAGUUCAAAGAUAUGGUUUACCUAUGAAGAACUAGUUAAGGCUACUAAUGACUUCUCGGCUGAGAAUUUGUUGGGGGCAGGUGGAUUUGGUUCUGUAUACAAAGGAUAUCUAGAAGAUGGGAGGGACGUCGCAGUAAAGCAACUAGAUAUUGGUGGGCGCCAGGGAGACCGGGAGUUCAGAGCUGAAGUUGAAAUCAUCAGUAGAGUACACCAUCGCCAUUUGGUUUCCCUUGUAGGUUAUUGCAUUUCUGAGAGUAGAAGGCUCCUUGUUUAUGACUAUGUCCCAAAUAACACCCUUUACUUUCAUCUUCAUGCGGCUGGAAGGCCUGUUAUGGAUUGGACAACACGUGUUAAGAUUGCUGUUGGUGCAGCUCGUGGAAUAGCUUAUCUGCAUGAAGAUUGCAAUCCUCGAAUUAUCCACAGAGACAUUAAAUCAUCAAACAUUCUUUUGGAUAGUAAUUUCGAGGCUCGGGUUUCUGAUUUUGGUUUAGCUAAAUUAGCUCAGGAUGCAAAAACUCAUGUUACAACACGUGUUGUUGGAACAUUUGGCUACAUGGCUCCUGAAUAUGCAUCAAGCGGCAAGCUGACUGAAAAAUCUGACAUAUAUUCUUUUGGGGUUGUGCUUCUGGAGCUAAUUACUGGACGGAAGCCUGUUGAUACAUCUCAGCCUUUAGGGGAGGAGAGUCUAGUUGAGUGGGCUCGGCCUUUGUUUAUUCAUGCACUCGAGAAAGGGGAAUUUGAUCAGUUGGCAGAUCCACGCCUCGAGAGGAAUUAUGUUGCCACCGAGAUGUUUCAACUGAUUGAAGCAGCUGCAGCUUGUGUGCGCCACUCGGCUGCAAAGAGACCAGGAAUGGGACAGAUCGUGAGAGCUUUUGAUAGUUUGUCUAUUUCUGAUCUGUCAAAUGGAAUGAAAGUCGGGGAAAGUACAAUAUAUAACACUGCAGAACAAUCUGCAGAAAUAAGAUUGUUUCGAAGGAUGGCAUUUGGUAGUCCAGAUUUUAGUUCCGAUUUUUUUAGUCAAGGUACACACCAUAGUGGAGAGUCGGCUGAAGAUAGGGUAUAGUUACUAUUUUACACAACUAAAAGGCCUUGCUAAAGCAAGUGUAUGUAUCUGUUUAUAGAUCAAAGGCGCCUACGUUGAGAGGUAUACGAUUGCCCCUUCGAGGUUAUUUAGUUGUUGGUUAGGUUUUGUAAGUAGAUUCCUUUGUUUUGCUGGCUUACAUUUAAGCCCUGCUAUUUUGGGAGCAAUUUUUCCUGCAAGUAACUGGAAAUUUUUUGUCUUCUCCAAUAUUUGUUCGUUCAAAAGGUUUAUUCAA
This is a messenger RNA of Nicotiana tabacum (common tobacco), 1849 nucleotides long. NCBI's taxonomy places the organism in Eukaryota, Viridiplantae, Streptophyta, Magnoliopsida, Solanales, Solanaceae. The record is from RefSeq and is a predicted model, not a curated record.